AAGAAUCGGAAGGAAGCACUGCAGAAAUCGUUGUGAAAUUAAAUAGUGAAAAUUAUAUUAAAAAAGAAGUCAUUAUAAAUUGCCAUCUAGUUUUGUUAUUAUUUUAAAUAAAAUGCCUCGAAAACCGUGCUAUUGGACGCGUAAACUUGAACUAGAAUUGGUGGAAUUCGUUCGUCAGCGGGAGUUCAUAUGGAAGCCCAUCGGCAACACAAACCACCAUAUCCAAAAGAAAUAUAAAGCCUACGCGGAGUUCGCAGCGAAGUUAGGAAUAGGAUGCGAUUUUACAGCUCGUUCUGUCAGGGAUCGCUGGGUGAACAUCAGAAGCACCUUCAACCACAACCUCAGGAGAGUUGACAAAUCCAAGGAGACAGCACAAUCUGCAUCAGAUGUCUUCGUACCCUGUUGGCCUCUAUGGAAACCAUUGCAGUUCUUGAGAGAUUCCACAAAAGAAGAUGGAGCUAAUUAUGAUGACUUCCCAAUGCAAGACUUCAAAGACUUAGCAUCCAAAAUAGAAGUGAAGGUGGAAUCACAACCAGAGUACGACACUGCACUAAACAUAAGACAGAGGGGAGAGCGGACAAACCGACCUAGAAGAAAAACAGUUAAAACGUUGAGCCACUCAAGCAACUGUAAAAGGGUUUUGGAUAAACUAAUUAAAAGUAUGACACCUUUAUUGAAUACUAGUACAGAAAAAUCACAGUACUGGUUCUUUGGACGGCACAUUGCUGAAAGACUUACUGCUAUGAGAAAAGUGGACGCCGAAUGUGCCAGUCGAGAAAUUCUACAGCUUUUGAAAAACCAUGACACUUUGAAGUCUAAGGCUGACUUACAAAUAAGUAAUAUGCUUGUGGCAGAGUGAACUA
Messenger RNA from Maniola jurtina (meadow brown), 863 nucleotides. RefSeq lists its product as uncharacterized. The record is from RefSeq and is a predicted model, not a curated record. Gene Ontology annotation, biological process: regulation of transcription by RNA polymerase II. The coding region runs from base 113 to 859 and encodes 248 amino acids. Lineage: Eukaryota; Metazoa; Arthropoda; Insecta; Lepidoptera; Nymphalidae. Gene Ontology annotation, cellular component: transcription regulator complex; nucleus. The transcript is spliced from 3 exons.